AUGGGCGCCAGCGGGGCGGGUAAAACUACCCUUUUGGAUGUGAUCGCCCAGCGGAAGACGCAGGGCAUCAUCGAAGGCGAGAUCAGGCUGAAUGGGCACCCCAAGCAGGAGGGCGUGUGGCGCCGCGUGAGCGCCUACGUGGAGCAGCAGGACAUCCACACAGAGACGGCCACGGUGCGCGAGGCGCUGCUGUUCAGUGCUCGCUUGCGCCUGCCCUCCAAUGUUGGCAACGUGGAGAUCGCCAGGUGGGGGUGUGCAACUUACCUCUGCCGUUCUGCAUGCCAGCCCUCCAGCCAUGCCUGA
This is a messenger RNA of Chlorella variabilis, 303 nucleotides long. RefSeq lists its product as hypothetical. Gene Ontology annotation, molecular function: ATP binding; ATP hydrolysis activity. The record is from RefSeq and is a predicted model, not a curated record. The transcript has 2 exons. NCBI's taxonomy places the organism in Eukaryota, Viridiplantae, Chlorophyta, Trebouxiophyceae, Chlorellales, Chlorellaceae. The coding region runs from base 1 to 303 and encodes 100 amino acids.